AUCCAAGGGUUAAGGGAACCAUGGAGGAGAGAACUGGUCUCCCAGAGCAGAAGGGACCCCGUUCUCGUUUGGAACAGCUACAGUCCUGGGCAAGGCACAAGGAGAGUGGGCGUCUCUUGGUGCUGGCGGUGAGCCAAAUAUGGCUGGCAGUGGCUCUAGUGCCAUUCGCUGUCUCAGUUGCCUGCCUGAACUCUGCUUGCCACAUGACCACAGCUCUACCACUUGGGCCUGCAGCCCUGGGUUUCCUCGCUGGGAUUGUUACCCUGGAAGUUCGCAGAGUACCCAGAAUCUGGAAGGUGCAGGCCAUGAUGGUACUCAACACCUUCAGUCUACUCUUGGGCUUCAUUGCGGUGGCGAUCGAGCUGAUAAAGACCUUCUUGGGACCUGCCCCAAAGACCCCUUCCCAGGCGGGCAUGCUGGUCCUGGAGCUCAGCACCGAGGCCUUCACCCUAGGAGGAGGUCUGGUCUCUGCAUUCUCUCUCUUCCUGCUGAGCCAGAGGAAGCCAGGAUGCUGCAGGAGCCCUACUCUGCACUAUCAGGAGCUGCAGGAGGGUGACUCGGAGUUGGUGGAAGUUCCUGAUUUGGAAAACUGCCCCGUGGUGGCCAGCUGAAGAAAUCAGUGAG
Molecule: messenger RNA, 624 nt
Organism: Sorex fumeus (smoky shrew)
Lineage: Eukaryota; Metazoa; Chordata; Mammalia; Eulipotyphla; Soricidae
Gene: TMEM253
Product: transmembrane protein 253
Exons: 6
Coding region: 21-611 (196 amino acids)
Source: RefSeq, a predicted model, not a curated record